Lates calcarifer (barramundi perch) is the source of this 2462-nucleotide messenger RNA. It is a transcript of the gene tmem229b, whose product is annotated as transmembrane protein 229B. The record is from RefSeq and is a predicted model, not a curated record. The coding region runs from base 1018 to 1614 and encodes 198 amino acids. Lineage: Eukaryota; Metazoa; Chordata; Actinopteri; Centropomidae. The transcript is spliced from 2 exons.
GUAUAACGUUCCAUUUUCUUUGAUUAAUAUAGAAUCAGACAUAUGUAUUAGAUGAGAAAAUCAGUUGGUUGAGGAAAAUGGUAAUACUGUCUCAUCUGUGUGCUUGAUAUGAAGCUACUGUCAUCAGCCCAUUAGCUUAGCUGGGAGACCUCCGGUUGCCUAGCAACCCUACCAAGACGAAAUUAACCGCCUGUGUCCCAUUAGCUGUCAUAAAACCACCAAUUGUUAUUUCUACAUAAUUAGUUUUGUACAUAAUAAACAGAGGAGAUAUGACAUUGUAAUCAUUAAGCCUUGAACAUGCUACUAGGCAGAUUCUGUAACUUUUGGACAGACACUGCUUUUUUCAACUAGGCUAGCAGUUUCCUCUGUUUCCAGUCUUUAUGCUAAGCUAACCGGCUACUGUCUAUAGCUCAAUAUUUAGAUAAUCUUCGCAUCUGGAUAACUCGUGACAAUCUUACAAUUAAUAAUUAAUGUCAUCAUAUCUGCCUACAGCCAAAUUCUAGUGUGUGCAUUAAGAGCAUACUGCAUGUAAAUGAUGAAUGGGAGUGUUUAGUGUCAUGCAUUCUCCACUAGGCGCACAGUAUAAUGGUUUGGGAUGACCUCUGCGUUUAAAUAUUAACGACUGUAAGCCUGUUUACAUCCUGCGGAUCCACACAGGCUGACUGAGGAGACUUCCACUCCAGUAACUAUCCGUCCGGCGAUCUGAACUCUGAGCUGCGGUGCAGAAAUGGUUAACCAGAGAUGCAAGAACUGCGCGAGUCUGUCUGAGCAUGUGCUGCCGCUGCUGCUGCAGUGAAGUAAAAUGGUCAAUUUCCAUCCGAGAGCAGAGACACCGUGGAGAAGAAGCCGGGGACAACAGACAAGCAGCUGACGGCGAACCGAGACAUCCUGGACAACCUGACUCGCUGUUGAAUUUGAUCGGCUGGUCUGUGUGCUGAGGGAGACACCGCAGAGCCCUAUCUGAGGACCUGCAUCUCAUUACCACAGAGGGAGAAUUUGAAAGCGAGAGGAGGAAGGAUGGUAACCUUGGAAACCCCAGAGGCUCCAGUGCCUCUGACGGCGCUGUCACGUUGGUACCUCUACGCCAUCCACGGCUACUUCUGCGAGGUCAUGUUCACGGCCGCCUGGGAGUUUGUGGUGAACUGCAACUGGAAGUUCCCUGGCGUGACCAGCGUGUGGGCGCUCUUCAUCUAUGGCACCUGCAUCCUCAUCGUGGAGCGGAUGUACCUGAAGCUGCGCGGCCGCUGCCCCGUGCUGCUGCGCUGCAUCAUCUACACUUUAUGGACGUACCUGUGGGAGUUCGGCACGGGGCUGCUGCUGCGCCAGUUCAACGCCUGCCCCUGGGACUACUCUGAGUUCCGCUACAACUUCAUGGGAUUGAUCACGGCUGAGUACGCCGUGCCCUGGUUCUGCGCCUCCUUCAUUGUGGAGCGCCUGGUCAUCCGCAAAACACUGCGGCUGCGCUUCCAUGAGGGGCCUGAAGAUGGCUGGUCAAACCAUCGGUCGGAUGCUGGGGGUGGAGGAGGGGUAGGAGGAACUUUGGGGGGUGGGAGGAGGAGAGAGAGGAGCAGAGGGAUGGGAAAUAAUGCUAACGGCUACCUUAAAGGGGAAUGAAUCAAGGUAUAGAAGGAAGGACACAAUCUGAAACCAGCCCAAACGCUCUGCUACACCUUUUCUGCCCUCCUCAGCCACUUUCAUAAGCAGCCCUCCACAUUAUCUGUGUGGGGUUAAGACAAACAGACAGCUACAUAGACUGGGCUGGUGUGCAGAGGUGUACAGAGCCAGAAAACAAAACCUAACUGGGGCUUAAAAACGCCCAUAUCACUCACUGUGCCCUCUACUGUCAACAGAGGCACGAUAACUCCAUGCUGCUGUGUUUGCUGCAUCUCAUAACACACCCACCCAUCUCCAUGUGGGGGUGACCUUAAGGAGGUCAGGGUCUUGAAUGACCAGGACUACACUCUCAGUCUCUACUGUCCCAUAGACUGCAAAGAACAAGAGAUAAAAACAAAUAUUUGUGUCGUCGUCGUGAGGCGGGAACAACAUGACAACAUAUAUUUGUGUUUCAAGGGCACAUCAGUCAAUCUGAAAGCAGAAUGCUUGCUGCAUAGAAAACAUAAUAAAAAAGUAGCUGCAGUCGUAACAUGUCCUUUUUAAAAUGUACAUACUGUCCUUUAGUAUUAUUCAAAGUACUGUAGUAAUGUAGCUACAAAAGGCUCUUUAAGAACAUAAUGUCCACCCUGAAGCUGUCUGCUUACGUCAUGAUGAAUGUUCUCUGCAGUUAGUGAUUACCCACAAUGCCUGGAAAAAAAAUGCAUGAAAAAAAGUUGUCUUCCAAUAUAAUAUACAUUUUUACAGCGCUCACUCAGCAGUCAUACUGUACGUCUCUGUUGAUGAGUGCUGCUGCUGCUUGUGUGCGUGGAGGGGGGGAGGAUGGUGACAUGUCCUUUAGCAAGACACCG